AUGAUUGUUCGUCCGAAUUGGUCCAAAUACCGCAAUGAGUACUUUGCAUCGGUUGCAGCAACAUUAUCAGUGUUCAUGGUGGUCACCACCAAUGCGUGGUCUUCGCCGGCACUGGUCAAACUGCAGUCGGAAGAUUCGCCCUUUCCGGUGACGCUGGAUGAAGGUUCGUGGGUGGUGGCGAUACAAGCUAUCGGAGCGGUGCUUGGACCUAUUGUUGCUGGAUUAUCAGUGGAUAGAAUCGGCCGGAAGGUUACUCUUUUGGGCACUAUUAUCCCCAUCAUUGCCGGGUGGGUACUGGUUGGAGUAGGAGACACAGUCGCAUAUUUGUAUGCAGCACGCUUCAUGUUUGGAGUUUCCUACGGGACAGCUUACUCCGUAUCGCCCAUCUACCUUGGAGAGAUAACGUCAGACACUAUACGAGGGUCCGCUGGAACGCUGAUUACGGUACUGGCGAAGAUGGGUUAUUUGGCGGUAUACUGUGUGGGGCCAUACGUGGAGUACCGGACGCUGGCGUGGCUUGGAAUGGUUGGUCCAGCUUUGUUCGUAUUCUGCUUUAUAUGGAUGCCAGAAUCACCAAUACAUCUUCUAGCUAAAAAUAACGACGAAGCGGCUCAGAAGAGCCUCUCCUGGUUACGACGUUCUUCUACCGUGGUUGAUGAAUUGGCGACGUUAAAAGUUUCCGUGCAACAAUCACAAAAGGAACGUGGCACAAUUAUGGAGUUAUUUUCGCCAGUCUACCGUAAAAAUAUCGGCAUCACUGUAAUGUUGGUAUUUGGAAUGCAGAUGACUGGAAUGUUAGUAAUUCUUGGAUAUGCUCAAACAAUUUUCGAAAAAAUAUCAACUGACCUAACAUCAGCGGAAAUGUCCAUCGUAUUGGGAGUCGUUCAGAUGGUUGCAGCAAUUUUUCCAGCUGUGCUUGUCGAUCGAAUGGGUCGUCGUCCUUUGAUGCUGAUUUCAACCUUCGGAACCACACUUGGUUUGGCAACCUGUAGUAUUUACUUUGCAGUAGACGAAAUAAAUGGUGCUUCCGAACUCGGCUGGAUAGCUUUCACUUCACUGCUAGUGUACAUUGUGUCGUACAAUUUGGGUUUAUCUACGGUAUCUUUUUCGAUUAUCAGUGAAAUUUUUCCGAAAAAUAUUCGCGCAUAUGCAACGGCAGCUUUCGUCAUGCUCGGUGCCGUAAUAGUAUUUGGUUUGGCGAAAUUAUUUCAAGUUACGCUGGAUGAAGUGGGUCCCUGGUUGCCAUUUGCGAUAUUCGGCUGCUGUGGUGCCAUUGCCUGUGUGCUUAUCUACCUUUAUAUUCCGGAAACCAAAGGAAAAUCCCUGGAUGAAAUUCAGGUUAUUCUCGCCGGGAAGCAUUCGAAACAUCAGUAUUAG
Messenger RNA from Sabethes cyaneus, 1377 nucleotides. Its product is annotated as facilitated trehalose transporter Tret1-like. The record is from RefSeq and is a predicted model, not a curated record. The transcript is spliced from 2 exons. Gene Ontology annotation, biological process: transmembrane transport. Lineage: Eukaryota; Metazoa; Arthropoda; Insecta; Diptera; Culicidae. Gene Ontology annotation, molecular function: transmembrane transporter activity. The coding region runs from base 1 to 1377 and encodes 458 amino acids. Gene Ontology annotation, cellular component: membrane.